This is a messenger RNA of Onychomys torridus (southern grasshopper mouse), 990 nucleotides long. It is a transcript of the gene Camk2n1, whose product is annotated as calcium/calmodulin dependent protein kinase II inhibitor 1. Gene Ontology annotation, molecular function: protein kinase binding; calcium-dependent protein kinase inhibitor activity. The record is from RefSeq and is a predicted model, not a curated record. Bases 535 to 771 code for a protein of 78 amino acids. The transcript has 2 exons. Gene Ontology annotation, biological process: negative regulation of protein kinase activity. Lineage: Eukaryota; Metazoa; Chordata; Mammalia; Rodentia; Cricetidae.
CUCUGGGUUUCCUCCCCCUGCCCUCCCUCCUCCUCGCUCCCCUCCCCCUCAGCCGCUUGCAGCUCCCCAGUCCCCGAGUCGCCGCCGCCGCAGCCGCCCGCAGCCGCGGCAGGACCGGCCCGCGCGCUCCCCGGGGUGCGCCCCCCUCGGUCCCGCGCCCUCCGGGUUCGCAGGGACACCCUCCUCCCCGCGCAUCGAGGCCCCGCCCGGCUCGGCCCCCGCCCCGCGCCCGAGCGCGCCGAGGAUGUGAGUCCUGCCCGCCGCCGCCGGAGCAGCAGCCACUCGCGCGCGGAGCCCGAGCGCAGCGCAGCUCAGCUGCGGGCGCUCGCUGGGUCGCUCGCGCGGGCUGCGCGCUCCUGCCCUAAGCGGUGUCCCCCGGCCCCCACCUCCCGGCGUCUCUCCGGCCCCAGCGCCGCGGCAGCCCCGAGGGCCGUCCCCGGCCGGCCAUCCCCGGCCCCAGCGCCGCUGACCCUGUCCUCCGCGGGCGGGGACGCGGGCGGAGGAGGUGCCGCCUCGGAGCCCCCGGACGCGACCAUGUCGGAGGUGCUGCCCUACGGCGACGAGAAGCUGAGCCCCUACGGCGACGGCGGCGACGUGGGCCAGAUCUUCUCGUGCCGCCUGCAGGACACCAACAACUUCUUCGGCGCGGGGCAGAACAAGCGGCCGCCCAAGCUGGGCCAGAUCGGCCGGAGCAAGCGCGUUGUUAUUGAAGAUGAUAGAAUUGAUGACGUGCUGAAAAAUAUGACCGACAAGGCCCCUCCUGGUGUCUAACUCCCCAAAGACAAUGAGUUGAGGGAAAGAGAAAGAAGAGUGGCGGGCCAUAACAGUUAUUGGCAAAAAGCAUGAGGAGGAGAAAGCACUUUGAAAUGUAUUAUUAGCUUGCUACCUACGAUGAAAUCAACAACCUGUGUCUCAUGUCAGGCCGGCAGACAGAUGAGGUGUGAGGAGGAGGAGGAGGAGGAGGAGGAAGAGGAGAAGGCUCUGGGCUCC